UUUAACAAUGGCUAUAGCGCACGUUGCGACCGAAUAUGUAUUUAAUGAUUUUUUAUUGAAGGAACCCAGCGAAUCUAAGUACAAAGGCGUGCGGCUGGAACUGGCCUUGGACAAACUGGUCAGCUUUAUCGCGGUUGGGCUUCCUUUGUUACUCAUUUCCCUCGCCUUUGCACAAGAAGUCUCAGUGGGUUCCCAAAUCACCUGUUUUCCACCCAGCAGCUUCUCAUUGCGGCAGGCUGCAUAUGUAGAUUCCUUCUGCUGGGCUGCAGUGGAGAGUCACUCCACGGACAACAGUGCCCCCCUUCGACUACACAAGUUCUUUCCUUAUAUCCUUUUGCUGGUCGCCAUCAUCAUGUAUAUUCCUGCUCUGUUGUGGCGUUUCACGGCUACCCCGUCCCUUUCCUCUGACCUCAAUUUUAUCAUGGAGGAACUUGACCGUUGCUACAAUCGUGCCAUCCGUCUAGCAAAGAGCCUAACAUCCAACCUUGAUGGCAAAGACACUGCAGAAGAUCCACACAGUGGAAUUGAAUUGACCGAAGGUUGUUUUAAGUACCCUCUGGUCGAGCAGUACCUAAAAACAAAGCGUGCAUCGUGGGCUUUGGCAGCGAAAUAUCUUCUUUGUCGGGUUUUAACCCUCCUCACUUUACUGCUUGCCAGCUUUUAUCUGACAUACUACAUCUUUUGGGUUUCACCAAGUGACCAGUUCUCCUGUAACCUGCGCACAGGUAUAUUAUCAAAUGAGACUGGGGUACCAGACGCAUUGCAGUGUAAACUAGUGGCAGUGGGUGUAUUCCGCCUCCUAAGCUGCAUUAAUGUGGUGAUGUAUAUAGUGUUAGUACCUGCUGUGGUCUAUGCUGCCCUUCAGCCUUUUCUUGAACACCAGCGUGCCCGGUUUCUCCAUCCAUACCGCCUGUUGCCUGCUUUCGGGCAUGCCCUCGAUUUAGAGCCCACAGGUCGGCGCUAUGAUGACCUCAGCAUCUAUCUGCUGUUCCUGGAGGAGAACUUGAGUGAGCUUAAGAGCUACAAAUGUUUGCAGGUAUUAAAGCUGCUGUCAGAGGAAGGAGAUGCAGCGUUUGACACCAUGUGUCUCCUCAGGACUUUGGGACAAGUGAGGACUGACAUGGUGGACAGGAAACGAUCCCAUACAGUUGAUGGAAAAUCUCAAUUAACUAGGACAGAAAUAAAUUCUGAACAGAAAGAUAUUUCCGUUGUUCUGCUGGAUGAUGGAGUACACACAGAGAAAAGCUGCAGCUGUGUGAAAGAUGUGAGACACAGGGUGGUCUGAAUUAUUAUAAGUCUCUCAUGUUCCAAGCUUUAAACAUGUGGUUUUAAAAGCUAUACUGCUAAUACUGUGAAAGGUAGUCUAUCAAAUAUCAUUUUAUCACCGGUCCACUAAAAUAUUUUUUGAAUGCAACUGCACUGAUUUACAAAACUGUGACUGUUAUUAAUACUGUAUAAAAGUUUUUCUGUAAAUUGAAUGUGAAUGUAAAUGACAUACCAGAAUAUGCAAUGCUUGAAACUAACAGACAAAUAUUUAACUGUUUAUAUUUACUAAAAAAUGUGAUCUGGUGGUUGGCUUAAUACAAUUCCACUGCUGUCCUUUUGAAAUUUUUUAACUUCAUAUUUCGCUUUUUUUGCUUAAAUCAUUAGUUACCCUUUAUGCUUUUUGCAAAAAUCUAACCAAUUAAAAAUCUUAAAAGUGUUUGCUGACACAGUAUUUAUUUAUUUAAAAGUACUGUGUUAUUUCCAUUUUCUGAAAAACAGUGAAUUUGGACAUCCAAGGUUUUGGAAGGACAGCAGCAAUAUGCACCUAUUGCUGUGCAUGUUUGAGGAUUCCUUAUAUUUGUUGGAAUGGGGUAGCAUAUAGAGUAUGAGGUACAGUGCAAUAAUCUCUUGAAAUGUUUGCUUACAAACAAACCCAAAUUAUCUUUUUCACGAGUGAAAAUAAGAAAAUGCUUAAAUUCUUUUUCUUCAGAAUGCUCUCCAGACCACAUAUAAGCAUCCUUUACAAAUAUAUAUAUCAUAGCAGUGAUAUAACUGCCAAGAAGUAAUGUUUUUUUCAAGCCAAUGCUUCAAUACUAACAAUUUUAAUGUUUUGAAAUAUGGAUCUUGCAAAAUGAAGAUAAUCUUAUUCAUCAUGAAGAAGCAUUGUAUAGUUGAGGGUCAAGAAAGGAAAAGAGGGACAUGUUGACUAAUUCACUGCCUAAAAGCUAUACAACUGAAAUGUACACUAGUUUUGUUUAAAUUAUUUUUUACUUUUGUAUAUGUGGGAGCUGUUUUCUCUAGUAAGUUUAAAUGUAAUAAUAAUUAAAUUGCAUACUUUUUUCAUAUAGGUGAAUUGUUGGUAUGAUCUUAAAACACUUUAAUGAUUUGUUUUUAUUGUAAUUGUUUGUAUAAUUUCAUACCUCCUUACCCUAAAGAAAUUAACAUCAGUCUUGAACAAUUGUCAGAAAUGUUUUAUAAAGUUGCAUUUGUUUACUGUU
Triplophysa dalaica is the source of this 2483-nucleotide messenger RNA. It is a transcript of the gene panx1b, whose product is annotated as pannexin 1b. Lineage: Eukaryota; Metazoa; Chordata; Actinopteri; Cypriniformes; Nemacheilidae. Gene Ontology annotation, biological process: positive regulation of interleukin-1 production; monoatomic cation transport. The coding region runs from base 8 to 1285 and encodes 425 amino acids. The transcript has 7 exons. The record is from RefSeq and is a predicted model, not a curated record. Gene Ontology annotation, molecular function: channel activity.